Molecule: messenger RNA, 4621 nt
Organism: Corythoichthys intestinalis (scribbled pipefish)
Lineage: Eukaryota; Metazoa; Chordata; Actinopteri; Syngnathiformes; Syngnathidae
Gene: gga3a
Product: golgi associated, gamma adaptin ear containing, ARF binding protein 3a
Exons: 17
Coding region: 21-1982 (653 amino acids)
Biological process (GO): intracellular protein transport; Golgi to plasma membrane transport; protein localization to cell surface
Cellular component (GO): trans-Golgi network
Molecular function (GO): ubiquitin binding; phosphatidylinositol binding; small GTPase binding
Source: RefSeq, a predicted model, not a curated record
UUUUUAUUUGGAGCGCCAACAUGGCGGCUGGUAGCGAAUCGCUCGAGUCCUGGCUGAACAAGGCCACCAAUCCCUCCAACAAGCAGGAAGACUGGGAGCAUAUUAUGGGAUUUUGUGAUCAAAUCAAUAAGGAACUUGAGGGACCACAACUAGCCACAAAACUCUUGGUAAACAAGAUACAUUCACCACAGGAAUGGGAAGCAGGACAAGCCCUGAUGGUUCUGGAGGCUUGCAUGAAGAACUGCGGCCAGAGAUUUCAGAAUGAAGUGGGGAAAUUCCGUUUUCUAAAUGAGCUCAUUAAAGUAAUCUCUCCAAAAUAUCUAGGAGACAAAGUGUCUGACACGGUUAAGUCAAAAGUGAUUGGAAUGAUUUACAGUUGGACAAUUUACCUACCUGAGGAAACCAAAAUCUGUGAGGCUUACCAGAUGUUGAAGAGCCAAGGGAUUGUGUUAGCUGAUCCAGAGAUCUCUCUGGAUGCGACAUUAGUCCCUACACUGCCGCCAGAGCGCCCCAAGAAUACUGUGUUCGAUGAUGAACACAAAGCCAAAAAGUUGGCAGAGCUGCUCAAGAGCAGAAAGCCAGCAGAUCUGCAAGAAGCAAAUCAGCUCAUAAAGAACAUGGUGAAAGAGGAUGAGGUGAAAACACAGAAAAUCUCAAUGCAGAAAAGCACACUAGAAGCGGUCAACAGCAGUGUCAAACUCCUUAACGAGAUGCUGACUUACUUCAGCCCAAAUGACUCCACUAAUAGUGACAAGGAUCUCAUUAGGGAGCUACAUGCAGACUGUGACAAGCUGAGACAAAAGGUUUGUCAGCUUGCUACAGAAACCGAUGAUAACGAUACCUACUUGGGAGACAUCCUCCAGGCUAAUGAUGAUCUCUACAGUGUCAUGAAUUCUUGCAAGAAAAUUUUGGACGGCCAGUCCAUCAAUGGCGUGACAACAUCAUUAUCAGGCACCAGCUGCACAGCUCAGUCAGAGAGUCUGAUUGAUUUUACAGAUGUGGACGUGCUAGGUUUUUCUAGUCAAGGGACGAAAGAUUCUGCAUCCUCCUCCCUAUUUUCUAAUGUUGAUCAUCUGUGUGAAUCCACUGUUGCUCUACCAUCUACUGACAGCUCCAGCGAAGUAUCUGCAACAUUUUCUUUGCUGGAUCAGGAGCUGCUGUCUUUAGAUACUCCUGGACCUUCUGAAAGCGAAUCAAUCCUACCUUUAAGCAUCAACAAUAACGUACAGCCACUACAGAAUCCCAGUCAGGAUGUGGAACUUUUGGACAGAAAUUCAACUGAAAAUCCCACAGCCUGGGAGCCGUCUUCUCUGGAUCAGUGUCAACAAGAUCUAGCCCUACUUGAUUUAGGCAGUCCUGAAAGCAUCCCUGCACCACAGUUUGACAACACACAAGCCAAAUGUGGCAGUUUGUGUUCUCCCGCCAACCUCUUGCACCAUGAAGAGGUUCCAGUUGCGCCUUCCUUCCCCACGGCCAAUUCCCAAGCCGACAACCCUCUGUUACACUCUCUGUGCCCCCUACUCACACACACCCAGCCCUCUUUAGGUGUGGUUGAGGAGCCGUCUCUUGCUGAUGUCUUUGUACCUUUGGAGAAUGUCAAACCAAGUAAAAUGUGUCCCGUCACAGCAUAUGACAGGAGGGGGGUUCGUGUGCUACUGCAUAUCGCUAAUGACUGUCCACCUGGCAGACCAGACGUGUUGGUGAUUGUGGCUUCCAUGCUGAAUACAUCCACUCUUCCUGUCAGCGAUAUUGUCCUACAGGUUGCAGUUCCCAAGACUAUGAAAGUGAAAUUGCAGCCACCCUCUGGGACAAAGCUAACUCCUUUUAACCCUAUCCUGCCACCUGCUGCCAUCACUCAGGUUUUGCUGCUUGCCAAUCCUCAUAAGGAAAAGGUUCGGAUGAGGUACAAGCUGAGGUUCACUCUCGAUGAGCAGCCCUACACAGAAGUGGGAGAAGUUAAAGAGUUUCCACCUGAUGACUAAUGGGGUGGCCUAUGACCUCCUCGUUUUGAUUUCUUGAAGAAAAAUAAUACAGGUAUAUCCGGGCAAGUCAUGAGAAAAAUGGCUGUAGGGUGGUUUUAGGCAACAACAUAAUCUGGCCAUCAUGACACACUACAGAAUAAUUGUUUCAGAAGUUCUUGCCAGAUAAUCUAAGCAUGCACACAUGGUGUCUGUGAACAUGGGAGCAGAAUGACACAUGCUCAGUAUGUUAGAGGAGAAGUUCAACAUUUCUGGAAAUUGCCUUAUAAUGCCUGUAGGUCUACUAACAUUAGGGAGUUUAUUAUUUUUACUCCUCAGUGCUCAUGUCCCGAUUUUCGGGAGAGUCAGUAAAUAGCCCGAUUAUCAUGUAGUGUAAGGUCACCGUUAUGGAACACCUUCACCUCUUUUCGUGAGAUAUGGGAAUAGAUGAAAAUGUGAAAAGUGCCCUGACAAUCAGCAAAAUGUUGGAACAUGGUCAAUUGAUAUGAUGGUUACACUCAUAUCAUUGGGAGUCUAGAGAUAGACUGACUACAUAGUAUUUACGGGUACAAUUUGUUUUAUAUAUUUUUGUCCAUUUUGGUUUCAUCACUGCCGGGUAUCAACAUUCGUGGAGCUAUUUAUUUGCAAUUUGCCUAUGCUUAUGCUCUUCAUGUAAACUCAACCAUGUCAGUCAUGUGUCAUUCAAAAUGGGCAAAGUCACGGUAUUUUAAUCGUUACGAAGGGCACAUGAAUAAGGAAUUUUGUUUCACUGGCUGUUUAUGGGCAACAACAAAAAAGGCAAACUUUGGGGUCAUGGUGGCAAUCUUUAUGCACCUUAGCAAAUUCAAGUUCUUUGAGGCAAUGGGAGAAGGUCAUGAGGUCUGAUGAGUCCAGAUUUAACCUGUUAAGAUAUACUGUAUUUUCCCUGUGGGGAACUUUUUCCUGAACUCAUGACACAUCAUGCCCAGUGCUUAUUGUACAAGCCUAUGAGGCAGUGUUAUUAUCUGGGGUUGCUGCAGUUGAUCAGGUCCAGGACCAGCAUGUUCAACAACAGUAUGUGUUCAAAUAAUGAGGUCAGCGGACUACCUCAACAUACUUAAUAACCAGUUCAUUCCAUCAAUGGAUAUUUUUUUUAAUCUUCCGUGACUGCACAGGCAUACUCCACGAUGACAAUGCCAUGAUUCAUCGAGUUCAGAUUGUGAAAGACUUGUUCAGGGAGCAUGAGACAUAAUUUUCACACAUGGAUUGGCCACCACCGAGUCCAGAUCUUUUCCCCAUUGAGAAUCAUUGGGAUGUGCUUUCAUUAUUUAUGAUCCCUGUGGAAAAAUUAUAUGCAUAUUAUAUUCCAUGCUACAUAUUUAAAAAAAAAAAAAAAAAAAAAAAAAAAGCAAUUAGUUAAUGGCGGAAAACACUCAGGUGGCUUGAAGUUCCGCUCUGAGAGCCCCAAUUUGGCCAUAUUUGUCCAAAAUGCAUGUGUGGGAGUUUGAACAGGAGGGCAUUUUUUGAAUAUGAAUUACCCCCUCGUUUUCAUGUCGUAGUCAUUGGGUGAAAGGAAUACCCAUCUUUAAAAGUCUAGAGGCCUUUGUUGGAUGAUGUCAAUGUUGUCCUCCAUGCCGUAUGUGUAAAAGGUCCCAUUCUUUGAAUAUCUCACAGAGAAGCAAUUAAAUGCAUGCACUUCAACUACCUGUAGACAAAAAGGGAUGAUUUACAUUUAGUAUACAAAAGGAAUAGCUCAUUGUUAAUUUAGAAUUGAAAAAUGUUUCAAACAAUGUGAAAAUUUUAAAAAAGGCUCACCACGUCAUAGUACUUCUUCUCCAGCCUGAAGAUUGUGCAGGUGAGCUUGACGCUGUCACCCUACUUGGAGAUUGCCGCGUUGGCAGCAUCACCUGCUUCCUCAGGCUCCUUCCGGACCGCUGUUGUCUGGCGGCUUAAGAGAUGAAAAAUUCAUUUCAAGUUAAGUUUGUCUACAUUGUAAACAAAAAUUGCUUUGAUAAAAGAUAAUUUAUUUGAAAAUACCUCGCCUUCAAUUUGAACACCUGAUAGGUGCCAACUGUCUCAGCCAUUGAUACAGUGGUCCGAUUCGCCCUAUCUGCAGGCAGUGCAGAAGCAUGACAACCUUCUGGCUGUGAGCACUGACUCCCUGAUUGCUUCAAACUUGCUCAACCCUGUGUAUCUUUGGCACAUUGAUGUACUUACACUUACUGUAAGAAGCAAGUAACUCCACAGAUUGAUCAUUUAAAAUUAUGAUAAAAUCAUUUGGAGGUGUAAUUAUAGAAAUGAUGCUUACGGUAUAGUAUCAUGCAUAUCAACUAGUAUGAAAAGAUGUAAUUUACCUCAGGGCCGCGCCAUGCGUCUCAGACAGAUAAUCAAACAUGCCCUCGGCAUUGGCGAAGUUUUUUUCCCAUGUACAAGGCUCUUCUGAGGACCUGGGAGAGGAAAGCAGUCUCUCCAUCACACUCCCUUUUGCUGUGCUCAGAGCCAAAGUAGCAACGCUGAGCCUUGUGGGGCAGCAUUGUCAUGUCAUAAAAUGUUGAUUUAUUCUGAUGAAAGGAAGCAAUCGACAUGAUGAAUAACGAUAUAAACAAAAAAUAAAAUGUAUAAUGAUAAUAAUGAAGAAAUAUAAAAUAAUAAAUAAUAGUAAAUAAUGAAUAUAAAUAAUAAUU